Kogia breviceps (pygmy sperm whale) is the source of this 1102-nucleotide messenger RNA. It is a transcript of the gene UBB, whose product is annotated as ubiquitin B. Gene Ontology annotation, cellular component: nucleus; cytoplasm. NCBI's taxonomy places the organism in Eukaryota, Metazoa, Chordata, Mammalia, Artiodactyla, Physeteridae. The record is from RefSeq and is a predicted model, not a curated record. Gene Ontology annotation, biological process: modification-dependent protein catabolic process; protein ubiquitination. Gene Ontology annotation, molecular function: ubiquitin protein ligase binding; protein tag activity; RNA binding.
UGGAGGCUCUGCGUUGUUGAAUUCGCACCGCCUUCGAAUUCGCUCACAGGUCAAAAUGCAGAUCUUCGUGAAGACCCUGACCGGCAAGACCAUCACCCUGGAGGUGGAGCCCAGUGACACCAUCGAGAACGUGAAGGCCAAGAUCCAGGAUAAGGAAGGCAUCCCCCCUGACCAGCAGAGGCUCAUCUUUGCGGGCAAGCAGCUGGAAGAUGGCCGCACUCUUUCUGAUUACAACAUCCAGAAAGAGUCGACCCUGCACCUGGUCCUGCGUCUGCGGGGUGGGAUGCAGAUCUUCGUGAAGACCCUGACCGGCAAGACCAUCACCCUGGAGGUGGAGCCCAGUGACACCAUCGAGAACGUGAAGGCCAAGAUCCAAGAUAAGGAAGGCAUCCCCCCUGACCAGCAGAGGCUCAUCUUUGCGGGCAAGCAGCUGGAAGAUGGCCGCACUCUUUCUGAUUACAACAUCCAGAAAGAGUCGACCCUGCACCUGGUCCUGCGUCUGCGGGGUGGGAUGCAGAUCUUCGUGAAGACCCUGACCGGCAAGACCAUCACCCUGGAGGUGGAGCCCAGUGAUACCAUCGAGAACGUGAAGGCCAAGAUCCAAGAUAAGGAAGGCAUCCCCCCUGACCAGCAGAGGCUCAUCUUUGCAGGCAAGCAGCUGGAAGAUGGCCGCACUCUUUCUGAUUACAACAUCCAGAAAGAGUCGACCCUACACCUGGUCCUGCGUCUGCGGGGUGGGAUGCAGAUCUUCGUGAAGACCCUGACCGGCAAGACCAUCACCCUGGAGGUGGAGCCCAGUGACACCAUCGAGAACGUGAAGGCCAAGAUCCAAGAUAAGGAAGGCAUCCCCCCUGACCAGCAGAGGCUCAUCUUUGCGGGCAAGCAGCUGGAAGAUGGCCGCACUCUUUCUGAUUACAACAUCCAGAAAGAGUCGACCCUGCACCUGGUCCUGCGUCUGCGGGGUGGCUGUUAAUUAUUCAGUCUUGCAUUCAUAAUGCCCAGUGAUGGCCACUCUGCACUCUAGCUAUUUGCCCCAAUUUAAGAUAGUUUCAGUAAUAGCUGAACUUGUUCAAAAUGUUAAUAAAGGUUUUGUUGCAUGGUA